UUUGAAAUAUGAAGACGGAAGUGACCUUGGAAUAGACUCAGAAACAAAGAGACCAAAAGAAAAUACUACUAUAACGAAAACAGUCGGAAAGAAAAAGAAAGCGGACGGAAGUAGCAGCCAACGUCUGUGGCGAUCAGCGAAAAACGUCACACCAAAAGAAAACAUUGAUUUACUGAAGAACAAUGCACCCCUUGGAGAGCAUACUGAGAAUGAUGACUGCAUACAAUCAUUAUCAGCACAUCACUUCAGUAUGAAACAAUUGAUGACUUUUGGCUUUCUAAAAAUCCCGGUCAUGCAGGGAGGAACGGCACAAUAUCUCUUGUGGUUGAUUGUAGCUGCGAUCCUCAUUUCUGGAUCUCUUGGGGACUACACCACAAAUUGUUCCUCUCUGCUACUGGGACAGUACCUGUGUCUAGACCUCAACAUUGCGCCUGAGACCCAGCAACCGCGAGGAUGCACUGAAA
Penaeus monodon (black tiger shrimp) is the source of this 464-nucleotide messenger RNA. RefSeq names its product TM2 domain-containing protein CG10795-like. Lineage: Eukaryota; Metazoa; Arthropoda; Malacostraca; Decapoda; Penaeidae. The record is from RefSeq and is a predicted model, not a curated record.